Molecule: messenger RNA, 2712 nt
Organism: Plasmodium fragile
Lineage: Eukaryota; Apicomplexa; Aconoidasida; Haemosporida; Plasmodiidae
Exons: 19
Coding region: 1-2712 (903 amino acids)
Source: RefSeq, a predicted model, not a curated record
AUGGCUAAAUGCACAUAUGAUGCUCACAGAAAUAACUCCAUCAACCAGGAGCUACUACUGGAAAUUAAGAAAAUGGAGAAAGAGCUAAAGAAGAGAUAUGAGGAAUACGAGGAGCUGAACCAUAGCUACCGGGAAGUUUACGGUUCCUACAUUGUAAGCAAGACAAACCUGGAUGAGGCGACAAAUAAUUACGAAGGGGAAAUUCUCAAAUUAGAAACUAUGAUAGCGGAAAAGGAAAAUCAGUACUGCGAUUUGCAGGAAAGCUUCCAAGAAUUGCUGGAAGAUAAAUGUAAAUUGGAGGAAGAAGUUGAGAGCUACCAAAAAGCCAUAUACGAGAUGGAGGAAAAUUGUGCAUCGUUAAAGGAGUCUCAUAAGGAGGAACUGAAAGAAAUUCAAGAAGAGAUAUCCAACCUGUCCUCGCAAAUGCACAACAUGAACGAGGAGCUGGAGUUCGCGAAGGAAAGAUGUAGAGAGUUGGAGAGGUUAAAUGAGGAAAAAGCCUCCACCAUUGACACCCUCAAUGAAAAAAUUGACAACUUAAAGGAGGAGAAGAAACUGCUCGGAAUCGACAUGGAGAUUAUAAAAACGCAGCAGCAUAGAAUUCACGAAGAGAUGCAGAUGAUGCACAAGGAGAAGGAGGAGCUAAGUCGAGAAAGGGAAAAACUGUGCAGGGAAAGGGACGAACUGGGCCGAGAAAAAGAGCGCAUGGAAAAAUGCAGGGCGGAGUUACUACAGGAGAAAGAAAUGAUAAAAACGAAUAAAGACCUACUGGGCAAGGAAAAACACAGACAGGAAAACAACAUGAAAAAUAUAAUUAUAAAAUUUAAUGACUUGCAGAAGGAGCUUGAUGAUCUUGCGUCGGACAAUUCGACGAAGGAGUCCUGCUUACGGGAGAGCGAACAGAAGGUGCGCGCGCUGGAGCAGGAGGCCUCCCUGUCCAAGAACAAAAUCGCCACCUUGGACCAGAAGAUGCACGAGUUAAAGAGCGAACUGGCCACCGAGAAGGAGAAGAGUAGCCAGCUGCAGCAAGAUACAGUGAAUAAAACUGGCGAGCUUCUCAAGAGGAACUCUAUUAUUGAGAUUUUAUAUAACAAGCUGAAAGAGAAAGAAAGCGAGUUGGUGCUAUUCCAGAAUGAGAAUUUGUCCCUGAAGAAUCACAAGGAGGAGCUUAGCAAAAUAUGGGACAGCAAGAAGACAGAAAUGAGCAACAUUGAAGUUGAUUUGUAUCAAAAACUUUCCAAAUUAAUCGUUAAGAACAAAAUCCGGGAUAGGGAUGACCUGCGCUUUGAUGGGCAUCCUCAAUCGCUUCUUCUAAAAACGCUGUGGUCCGGCUACGUCGACAUUUGCAAGAGUAUCCUGAAGACAAGAGAUGGGUACCUUUACAGCGGAAACAGAAGCCACCGCUUCAUUUGUGCUUACAACACGGACUUGUUCCUGGAUGUGAAGAAGGACAACGGGAAGAAGUACCUGCUUUCCUACAGAAACGAAACGAGAGGAAUUUUCCACAUCAGUGAAGACGAGGUGAAGAGUCUGGUGUACGUAGGUCCCCUGAGCAAAUGCCGAGGACAGAGUGUUGCCCUAUGCAAGAACAAAAUGAACCUAGAGAUGACCAAGGGACAGAGCUGCAAAUAUGUAUUCGAAGAAAUGUACGUAACGAAAAAAGGAACCCAAAUAGUUCUUAUUAAAGAAAAACAAUCAGGCAUGUAUUUUAGCGGCUUGCACAAAAAUAUGCCACCCCAGGAAAAUGAAAAGAAGAAAAAGACAGGAGUAGAUAAAUCUGAAUACAAUAAUGUGGUGAGCACGCUCAUUGAUUAUAUGACCAAUGAGGAGAAGGAAAAGUCCCACGGCGAUAUCAUUUUAAGGACUUCCAACCAGAAGGUUAAGAUAGAAAAUGAGGGGAAGAAACGAAGUGAAAGAGUGAACAAAACUCGUCUUGUUAAAAACGACAAGGAUAAAUGCAACCAUGGAAAAUCUCCUACAGGAGAAGCCACAGCAAUGGGUAAAAAUGAAAAUAAGACAAAUGGUAAGACUGAAGUGGGGAAGAAAAACGCCAAGUUGGCGUCUCCCUCUUCCGUAACACCAAAAGGGAAUAAAAAGCAAGUACCAAAUGAGCAACAAAUGAGUGAAGAAAAUUUACAUACAUAUAAUAUAGCCAAGGAGAUGUUGCUUCUCCCGGGUAGCCACGACAGCAACGGAUGUGAUGAGAACAAUCGUGAAGACGUUAACCAAGGCAGUGAUGGGGGAGACAGCGCAAGCACAGUGGAUGGCGCCCGUGUACCCCAUUUCCAUUUGAAAAACGAAUACGGAAAUGACACAGAGGAAGAGUCAAAAUGUGUAGAAAAGGAAAAGCAAGUAGUGUCUCCCAUGGGUGGCAAGAACUCUGUUGAGUCAUGUUUAAAACAUCCUAGUGGAGCAUCUGGUAGUGCCACUUCCCUUACCAGCACAGCAGAAUAUAACGACACCAAUAUUGUGCUUACUCUAAACAAGGAGGAGGCCAUUUUGUUCGAAGUUUUUAAUUAUGAGCAGCUAGCCGAGCAUGACGCUGUGCGAUUCGCCUCGGAGUAUGUGUUGCAUUUCCUGUCCAACUGGGAGAAGGGCGCCUACUGCUCCUCGUCCCAAGACGCAUCAUCUACAACGGUGUGCAGCGAGCAGAGCUCUAAUGUGUUUACAUCCCUCGACGGGGAUUGGUGCAUCCUCCCUGCGUACAUGUAA